Choloepus didactylus (southern two-toed sloth) is the source of this 1053-nucleotide messenger RNA. It is a transcript of the gene MOS, whose product is annotated as MOS proto-oncogene, serine/threonine kinase. The coding region runs from base 1 to 1053 and encodes 350 amino acids. The transcript has a single exon. Gene Ontology annotation, molecular function: ATP binding; protein kinase activity. Lineage: Eukaryota; Metazoa; Chordata; Mammalia; Pilosa; Megalonychidae. Gene Ontology annotation, biological process: protein phosphorylation. The record is from RefSeq and is a predicted model, not a curated record.
AUGCCCUCGCCUCUCCCUCUGCGCAGUUGCCUGCCCAGCGAGCUGUCGCCCUCGGUGGACUCGCGGCCCUGCAGUAGCCCCUCGGAGCGCCCAGGUAAGGGAGGGAGGCUCCUGCUGGGUGGCACCCCGCCCAGGGCGCCGCGGCUGCCACGCCGGCUGGCCUGGUGCUCCAUUGACUGGGAACAGGUGUGCUUCCUCCGGAGGCUGGGAGCUGGCGGGUUUGGCUCCGUCUACAAGGCGACUUACCACGGCGUCCCAGUGGCCGUGAAGCAGGUGAACAGGUGCACCAAGAACCGCCUGGCGUCGCAGCGGAGCUUCUGGGCUGAGCUCAACAUAGCCAGGCUUCGCCAUGACAACAUCGUGCGGGUGGUGGCGGCCAGUACGCGCACGCCCGCGGGCUCGGAUAGCCUGGGCACCAUCAUCAUGGAGUUCGGGGGCAAUACCACUUUGCACCAGGUCAUAUACGGCGCUCCCCGCCACCCUGGGGACGAGGAGGAGCCUCGCGGCCGCGCGGGGGAGCAGCUGAGUUUGGGAAGGUGUCUCAAGUACUCCCUCGACGUGGUGAACGGCCUGAUUUUCCUCCACUCGCAAAGCAUCGUGCACUUGGACCUGAAGCCGGCUAACAUUUUGAUCAGUGAGCAGGACGUCUGCAAAAUCGGUGACUUCGGCUGCUCGGAGAAGCUGGAAGGCCUGCUGUGCCUCCAGACCCCGCGGUGCCCCCUGGGCGGCACCUACACCCACCGCGCCCCGGAGCUCCUGAAAGGAGAGGCUGCCACUCCCAAAGCGGACAUCUACUCGUUCGCCAUAACUCUCUGGCAAAUGGCCACCAAGGAGGUGCCCUACUCGGGGGAACGACAGCACGUGGUCUAUGCCGUCGUGGCCUAUAACCUCCGCCCCUCUCUGUCGGCGGCCGUCUUCACCGACUCGGUCCCGGGUGGGAGGCUGGAGAACGUCAUUGAAAGCUGCUGGGCGCCCAGCGCCGUCCAGCGGCCGAGUGCAGAAGUGCUCUUUGGUGACCUUAGCUCCUUGCAAGCUGAGUUCGGCUGGCUUUGA